Molecule: messenger RNA, 810 nt
Organism: Phragmites australis (common reed)
Lineage: Eukaryota; Viridiplantae; Streptophyta; Magnoliopsida; Poales; Poaceae
Exons: 3
Coding region: 1-810 (269 amino acids)
Source: RefSeq, a predicted model, not a curated record
AUGGGCGGCGCGGGCCGCGGCAAUGUGGGCCUCCAAAAGCCAGCUGACCUCCGCCUGACGCUCCCUCUCCUCAACGAGGGCGGCGCGCACGUUCGGGAGGGGCUGGACGACGACCGGGCGCUGGGUCCCCUACGAGCCCCCUCUGCCGAAGCGCUCGGGGUCCCCGAUUGCUGCCCCGUCGGCACCGCCCUCGCCGAGGCCGUCCGCCCCAUCCUCGAAGUGCUCGGAGCAGGCUCGACCGGUUCUGGCUGCUCGGGUGCGGCCUCUGCCCUCGGUUCGGGGCAGGGCGGCGCCUGCGGCUCCAGCUCGGCCGGCGCGCUCUACGGCUCCAUUUCGGUUGGCGCGCUCUACGGCUCCAGCUCGGCCAGCGCGCUCGGCUCGGGGGCAGGAGUCGGCCCUGGCGCCUCCGGCCAUCCCUGGUCUCCGGCGGCGUCCCUCGGCGGCCUGAAAGCAAACAAAGACACGCUCCCGUGCCGGCCUUGGUCUCUGGGCUCUAGCGCCUGGGACCUCGCCUCCGCUGAGGAGCCCAUCACCGGCGGCGGGCCGGCUUCGGCACUCGCUAUAGACCCGCUCGAGCGCCGGCCUUGGUCUCCGGGUUCCAGAGCCCCAGACCUCGCCUCCUUCGUGGACCCCGCGCUGGAUGACUGGCCGCCCUGGCCUCCCUCCUUUGCGCCGCCCACCGACGGUCGCUGCCGUGGAGGUGACGGCAAUGACAAGGAUGUCAGCUGGGGCACGAAAGCCCAGGGGCACUUUCCUUUGUCCCCUGGCGCCGCCGGUCCAUUGCUGGCGGCGCUUCCUCCGCCGGCCUGA